Molecule: messenger RNA, 1251 nt
Organism: Aspergillus nomiae NRRL 13137
Lineage: Eukaryota; Fungi; Ascomycota; Eurotiomycetes; Eurotiales; Aspergillaceae
Product: proteasome regulatory particle lid subunit RPN9
Exons: 4
Coding region: 148-1251 (367 amino acids)
Biological process (GO): ubiquitin-dependent protein catabolic process
Cellular component (GO): cytosol; proteasome regulatory particle, lid subcomplex; nucleus
Molecular function (GO): structural molecule activity
Source: RefSeq, a predicted model, not a curated record
CAUCAACUGCUGCCACCUUAUUCAUUGUCUUACAGCCUUGUUCUCGCGCCUGCUCUACCUUAACUAACAGCGCUAAGCUCCGGUACUUGCUAGGAACCCACCAUCUGAUUCACAAGACUCCGUUUCACAGCCCCUACUCUCCCCGCGAUGGAGAACCAGAAGAUCUCCGACUUCCUGGCGGACCAGCUUCAGCAAGCUCCCGAACAAUGCCAGGCCUACUUCCUCACCUUCGAAGAUUACUGGGAGCGGAAAUUAUGGCACCAGCUUACCGACUCCUUAAUUGAAUUCUUUCGCCUUUCAGAGAGCGCCCCGCAGCGGUUACCGAUAUUCAAGACCUUCGUGCUCAGCUUCGCCGACAAGAUCAACCAGCUGAAAUUCGUCUCGUUGGGGUUGAUGGCAUCGACAGAAUGUGCAGAUGACAAAGAACGCCUCUCUUUCCUCACAUCCCUCGCCGACAAGGUGAACAAGCCCGACACACAAGAAGCUUACAUAUAUGCCCUUGGUGACGUCGCCAAUGUCAAGCAACGGCUCAACGACUUGGAUGGAGCACAGAAAGACCUGGAAACGUGUCAGAAGGUCCUGGAUAAUUUCGACUCGGUCGAGACCGUUGUCCAUGCCUCCUUCUAUAAAGUCAACGCUGACUAUUACCAUAAAAAACAAGAAUUCGCCUCAUUCUAUAAGAACGCCCUCCUCUACCUCGCCUGCAUCAACCUAGAGGAUCUUAGCGAAUCCGAGCGUGUCUCUCGCGCGUACAAUCUUAGUGUCGCAGCCCUCUCUCCGACUCUAUCUACAACUUUGACCCCCCACAACUGGCUCCGCGACCUCCUCUUCGCCUUCAACCGCGGCGACCUCACUGCCUAUGACGUCCUUGCCGGCAACAUCUCCAAGAACCAGCUCCUAGAACAACAUCGUUUCUUCCUCUACCAGAAGAUCUCCCUCUCGGCCCUCACGGAGAUGGUCUUCCGCAGACCCCCGCAUGACCGGAACCUGACCUUCGCGGCCAUCUCAUCCGAGACGAAGGUGAAGCCCGAGGAGAUCGAACACUUGAUCAUGAAGGCUCUGUCUUUGGGUUUGCUGAAGGGCGCCAUCGACCAGGUGGCUGGAGUCGCGCAGAUCAACUGGGUGCAGCCGAAGGUUCUGGACAUGACCCAGAUUGAAGGCAUGCGGAAUAGACUGAAGGACUGGGACGCAGGCGUCAACCAACUGGGCCACUGGAUCGAGGGUGUUGGUAAGGAUGUGUGGGCUGCAUGA